Musca domestica (house fly) is the source of this 3149-nucleotide messenger RNA. Its product is annotated as nose resistant to fluoxetine protein 6. The coding region runs from base 459 to 2774 and encodes 771 amino acids. NCBI's taxonomy places the organism in Eukaryota, Metazoa, Arthropoda, Insecta, Diptera, Muscidae. The transcript is spliced from 7 exons. The record is from RefSeq and is a predicted model, not a curated record. Gene Ontology annotation, molecular function: acyltransferase activity, transferring groups other than amino-acyl groups.
GCAGUGCCGCUGUGAGCAGAGCUCGGUCUGGUCGAUGUCAGACCAUGGACCGAAGAUGGAUUUGUUAAAAACUUUACACUUGUGUGCAGUGAAGCACAUUUGCUUGAGAGACGUCGUGUCGCGAGGUUAAAACAGUUGAUCGCCGGUAUCGAAGUUGUAAACGAAACGAAAUAAAUGCGCAGGCGCAUGCUACGCGAGAAACGAAUGUAUUUUCAAAACAAAACUUUUUAAAUAUUCAUGUUGAUUGUCGGACACCGAAACCAACAACAGCAACAACAAACGAGUCCCAACAAAGCGUCAACAAUCCCUUCAGAAAACGGUCAUCGUCGAGUGAAGUUGUCGGAGUCGUUACUGCGGUCGCCACUCUCGUCCAGCCAACAGGCAAAUAGACCCGAAUAGAGUACCCGCAGCAGUACCACAACACGCAGAAGAGAAUUUGUAAACACGCCGUAGGAAGGAUGGGCAGCCGAACAGUUUUGGCGGUGUCCAUGUGGUUCUCGGUUGUGGUCGUAUUGUUCACGACUUAUCCCACACAUUCGCUGAGCACUCGACAAAAUGUCAGUUUAGUUUUGGGUCAAAAUAGCUCGGUAUUGGAGCCGUAUGCGACGAUAAAAAACGACACAUUCGAAAGAGCGGUCGAUGCCAUGGCGAAGGCUCGCUCCCAGGAUGAUGCUGUGAAUUACGAUUUGGUAGCUCCCAGGCUCGAGGAUCAUUUGGAGAGAUCGUCCAUAAUAUACGGCUUGGUUCAGGUGGCCAACGAAAGCAAUGUGAAUCCCAGUUGCCAUCGACACUUGAAAAGCAUCCGCAGAGGGAUACUACGAAAGGAGCCCUGGGCUAUCAAAGCUUUGGAUGCCUCCGGAAACAAGCCGUCCGGGUUUAUCUUCGGCCAUAACUACUGGUUUGGCAGCAAGGAAGGCUGUGGCGCCGUUCGGAAACCCGUGGGUAUAACUUUGUCGGCCAAUCAUCCGCGCAUCAUGAAACUGGGCAUCAUCAACGACAUCGCUCCCUUCGACAUGGACUACAGGGUGGUGUACUUGAAGCACCAUUCUCCGUGGCAAGUCGAAAUCAAGUUGAUGUCCGAGCAAAUUAUCCACGUGGGUCUGUGCCUACCCUCGUCCUGCGACACGCCGGAGAUUCAAAAUCUAAUGUCUCACUACAUUAGAGAGGGCCUUUUCAUAGAGAACGACAUUUACGACAUACAACCCGAAGUGGUUUACAUGAAGGACCUGAAAGUGGCUCCGGACUUCUUUGAAAGACAAAGCUUCAAAUUGCUCAGUAUCUUCGUGGCUUUCAUUUUGGCAAUGGUAUUGAUGGCUUCGUACCUCAGGAGUCGGUCCCAGACUGCAGCCGAGGAGAAAUCUCUCGACGAUGCAGAUAGUCCCACGACCACGGCCGCAACAGGUCUCGAUGAAGACGUUCUACUUUCGCUGUGGAGUUUCCCGAAAGUGCGCAACUUCAUCAUGUGCUUCGACAUGCAGGAGAAUCUGCGGCAGAUGUUCAGCGUGAGGGACUCCAAACCGACUGAGAUUCCCGUCAUCAAUGGCCUGCGAUCCGUCUGUGCCGUCUGGAUAUUAGUGUUCCACGUCUUGUGGUUCAUGUAUUUCACGGUUCACAACAAGGCCUUCCUGAUCUCCUAUGCGGAGAAGACGUUCUUCCAGUACAUUAGUUCUGCCGCGUUGUUGGUCGAUGUGUUCUUCACCAUAAGCGGCUUUUUGCAGACCUAUAACUUCUUCAGGAACGCCAAGAAAGUCGAAAUGAUCCGCAACAACAGCCUGGGCCAGAAUGUCAAGCAAUUCUUCAAAAUGUCAUUUCAUCGCUAUUUACGCCUAGUCCCGCUGUAUCUGGUGGUGAUGGCGGUCGUGGACUUACUCUUUGCCUACAUUGGCAAGACCUCAGUGUACGACAUACACGACAAAUUCGACGAGAACUGUGCCAACUACUGGUGGCGCAACUUGUUUUUCAUUCAGAACCUUUUUGAGCACCGCGACAUGUGCGUGAAUUGGACCUGGUCACUGGCGUGUGAAAUGCAGUACUUCCUUUUGGCCACUGCACUGCUCUUCCUGUACACCAAAUAUCCUCGUGUCGUGAAGACACUAACCGCCGUGUUCUUGGCUGGCAACAUUAUGUGGUCGUACGGAAUCGGAAUGCGUACCAAGUUCCAGUUAUCAUUCGACACAAUGUUCGCCACCGGCACCGACAUCUACAUCAGCCCCUUUGUGCGGAUUCUGCCUUACAUUAUUGGCGCUAUUGCCGGCUGGGCCUUCGUCGAGUACAACUUGCGCCCCGCCGACCUGAGCGAGCUUCAGGAGAAAACUUGCUGGCAUCUAUCCAUCUUCAUCUUCUUCGUCUGCAUGUAUUCCACCAUCAAACGGGACAUUUCGACCCUCAUGGCCAUCACCCUGUUCGUAGUUGGGCGAAUCCUCUUCAGCUUGGCCAUCAGUUGGAUGAUCAUUGGCAGUGCCACAGGUCGCAGCACCGUCUGGUCGAGAUUUUUGGAAGCGAAGGCGUUCCAGCACUUCAAUAGAAUAUCGUAUGCCAUCUACUUGCUCAACCCGUUUGUGAUUGCUCUGUUCUUCUCCUUCACCAACAGCAGUACGGAUGCGGAUCCCCUCAUGCUGUGCGUUUUGUGUACCGGUUUCACGGUCAUCGUGUACGUGGUCUCCGUUGUGUUCUCGGUGACCUUUGAGGUUCCCUUCUGCAAUUGGUCUAGCCAACUUCUCAAGGGCGGCAGCACACCCACCGUCCGCAGCUGCUCGAAAGUGAAAAGCUCCUAAUCGGAUCCAGUGUGUCCGAACAGAUGGCCUUUACAAAUCAUUGCAACGCAUUGUGAUCUUUCAUACAAACCCUUCCCUCCACCCCCCCACUCAUUCCGUUAUACACGACUCCAAUUAUGUUAUUCAGCUAAGUCAUUAGUAGUCUAGGCGGUCCCACUGCAGGACCUUAAUUUAAUUCAAUAAUUAAUAAUGAAAACUAAUUAUCUAAUAAGUGUACCCGACAUGGAUGUAUGUAUGUAGCCCAAACCUGUACAUAACCGUUAUACAAAUCUUGAUCAGGGACUAGAAUUCGCGUCACAUACCCGCAGGUACGUAGGUAUGUGGAUGCAUUCGCUCGCUAAUUUAAAUAAACGUUAAUACAAUAAAAAAACACGC